This is a messenger RNA of Rhizophagus irregularis DAOM 181602=DAOM 197198, 884 nucleotides long. Lineage: Eukaryota; Fungi; Glomeromycota; Glomeromycetes; Glomerales; Glomeraceae. The record is from RefSeq and is a predicted model, not a curated record.
AUGGACGUAAAUUUAAGAGAAUUUUUACAACAGAAUCACAAUAAACUUACAUGGAAACAAAAAAUCAAUAUAACUUUUGAAAUAGUUAGGGCACUUUAUUUUAUUCAUUUUGGGAAUUCAAUUCAUAGAGAUUUGCAUUCUGGAAAUAUAUUGUAUUCACAACUCAAUAUUAAGUGGUAUAUAAGUGAUCUUGGCUUUUGUGGACCUGCUGAUAAAUCAUCAAAAAGCGUAUAUGGAAACCUUCCUUACAUAGCACCAGAAGUUAUUAAUGGAAGAGAAUAUACUUUUAAAUCUGAUAUCUAUAGUAUUGCAAUGCUUAUGUGGGAAAUUUCAUCUGGACAACCACCAUUUAUUAAUCAUGAACACGAUUAUAAUCUUGUAAUGAAUAUUACUAAUGGUAUUAGACCAAAAAUUGUGUUAGGAACUCCUACAGAAUAUAAAAAUUUAAUGGAACAAUGUUGGGAUGCUGAUCCAUCAAAAAGACCAGAUACUGAUACACUUAUGAAAAAAAUAAGAGAAAUGAAUUUAUAUUAUCAAAGUAUGACGGAUCAAACAUUUCAAUCAGAAAUAUAUAGUAAUUUAGAACUAGAUAAAACAAAUAGUAGUACAAAUAACAAAUCAUUCACAAGUAAAAUUCAUCAAUUCGAAAAUCUACCUGAACCAAGGAAUGCAACAGAAGGUAUUCCAUAGUAAACCAUAUGAUUUUAGUAUUCCUACUAAUAUUGAUGAUUUUAAUAACUCAAGCAAUCAGAAUAAUAGUAGAACGUCGAAAAUAAAUAGCUUUUUUAAAGCCAAUAGUAAAAAAUUAUCCAAAAUGUUUAAAAAGUUACAAGUAAAAGAUGAAACAGUGCAACAAACAAAAGGAUCAAAUGUUAAUUUUGAUG